Calliphora vicina (urban bluebottle blowfly) is the source of this 781-nucleotide messenger RNA. Its product is annotated as gamma-glutamylcyclotransferase-like. Gene Ontology annotation, molecular function: gamma-glutamylcyclotransferase activity. The transcript has 4 exons. The record is from RefSeq and is a predicted model, not a curated record. Bases 150 to 701 code for a protein of 183 amino acids. Lineage: Eukaryota; Metazoa; Arthropoda; Insecta; Diptera; Calliphoridae.
UUAUUAUUUUAGUAAAGAAGAAAAAGUGGUGGACAAAAAUAUUUUACAGUGAAAUAGUGGAAUUUUUAAUUAAAAGUUUAAUAGUUUAUUAACUAAAAUAUUAUAUUUUAAUAACUUCAAAUAGUGUUUAACAUUCCGUGUAAAAAAAGAUGGCUGCAAAGUUUUAUUAUUUUGGCUAUGGCAGCAAUAUGUUGGCCAAACGUAUACACAUACAAAAUCCAGCGGCUCAACGUGUGGGAGUCGGAAAACUGCAGGACUACCGCUUAGAUUUCCACACGGCUUCCUCUAACUGGCUUGGAGCUCCGGCUACUAUUGUACCCUCUUUGGGAGAUGUAGUUUUUGGUGCUAUAUGGGAAAUAGAUAGUUGUCAUAUUAAGGAUUUGGACAACCAAGAAGGCGUUCAUGAAAAUCUCUACAGUCCCAUGACUUUGGCGGUUUAUUGUGUAAAUUUGGAUAAACAUAUAGACUGCCGUUCUUAUCAUUUGGUUAAUCAACCUUCUACUCAUUUGAAAACUCUAACUGCCGAUGUCAUUCCUGUUUGUAGACAACCCUCUAAGACUUAUUUAAAGACUUUGAUAAAAGGUGCUUUGGAAACUGGCAUACCCUCGGACUAUAUUGUGUGGCUGAAGAGUGUCCAUCAUAAUUGUAAAACUGUGGAGAAAUUUGAAGAACAUUUGGAAUUGCAUACAGUGGAAUUAUGAUGUUGGUACUAGAGGCAAAUGAUUGUAAACCCAGAGUUGUGAAAUUAUAAUAAAGUUUUAAGCAUUUAUUUAUGCAAAGG